AUGUUUUCCUCCAUCUCCUCAGUGAAUUUCAUAAAGGAGAAUAGUCAAGAACUCAUUCAAAGGAUGGGAAUAACUGUCAUAAAACAAAUUGUGGAUGACCUAUUUGUAUGGAAUGUUCUGAACUUCGAAGAAGUAAACAAUAUUUGCUGUGAGAAGGUAGAGCAGGAUGCUGGGAGAGGCAUCAUUCACAUGAUUUUGAAGAAGGGUUCAGAGGCCUGUAACCUCUUUCUUAAAUCUCUUGAAAAGUGGAACUAUCCUCUAUUUCAAGACCUGAAUGGACAAAGUCUUUUACAGCAGAUGUCAGAAGAAGAUGUAGAUCGUUUGGCUCAGGAUUUAAAAGAGUUAUACCAGACCCCAUCUUUUCUGAACUUCUAUCCCUUGGGUGAAGAUAUUGACAUCAUCUUUAAUUUGAAAAGCACCUUCACAGAACCUGUUCUGUGGAGGAAGGACCAGCACCAUCAUUGUGUGGAGCAGCUGACCUUGACUAGUCUGCUGGACACUCUUCAGAGCCCCUGCAUCAUUGAAGGGGAAUCUGGCAAAGGGAAGACCACUUUGCUUCAGCGGGUUGCCAUGCUCUGGGGCUGUGGCAAGUGCCCGGCUCUGGCCAAGUUCAAGUUAGUCUUCUUUGUCCGUCUGAGCAGGGCCCAGGGUGGACUCUAUGAAACCCUGUGUGAUCAGCUGUUGGAUUUACCUGACAUGAUCAGGAAGCCGACUUUCAUGGCCAUGUUGCUGAAGCAAAGGCAGAAGAUUCUUUUUCUCCUUGAUGGCUACAAUGAAUUCAACACCCAGAACUGCCCAGAAAUCGAAGCCCUGAUAAAGGAAAACCACCGCUUUAAGAACAGGGUCAUCGUCACCACCACCACGGAAUGCCUGAGGUACAUCAGGCAGUUUGGGGCCCUGAUCGUUGAGGUGGGGGACAUGACCAUGGAGAGUGCCCAGGCUCUCAUCCGGGAAGUCCUGAUAAAGGAGUUCGCGGAAGGCAUGUUGCUUCAAAUCCAGAAAUCCAGGUGCUUGAGGAAUCUGAUGAAGACCCCUCUCUUUGUGGUCAUCACUUGCGCGAUCCAGAUGGGGGAAAGUGAGUUCCACUCAUAUACACAGACAACGCUGUUCCGCACCUUCUAUGAUCUGUUGAUACAUAAAAACAAGCACAAGCGGAAAGGGGUGGCUGCAGGCGACUUCACCCGGAGCCUGGAUCACUGUGGAGAUCUGGCUCUGGACGGCGUGUUCUCCCACAAGUUUGAUUUCGAACCGGAUGACAUUUCCUGCGUGAAUGAGCACGUCCUACUCACAACUGCGCUUCUCUGUAAAUACACAGCGCAACGGUUCAAGCCAAAGUAUAAAUUCUUCCACAAGUCAUUCCAGGAGUAUGUAGCAGGACGCAGACUCAGCGUUUUAUUGACAUCUGGACAGCCUGAGGAGGUAACCAAAGGGAAUGGUCACUUACAGAAAAUGGUUUGCAUUUCAGACAUUAUAUCCAAGUACAGCAACCUGCUCCUGUACACGUGUGGGUCAUCCACCACCGCCACCAGGAUGGUUAUCAAACACCUUGCAGCAGUGUAUCAACACGGCAACCUCCAUGGGCUUCCCAUCACCAAGAAGCCUCUCUGGAGGUGGGAUUCUAUGCAAAAUUUGAAAAACACCUCUGAGCAAGAAAUUCUGAAAGGCUUGAGCAUCAAUUCCUUUACAGAAUGUGGCAUCAAUUUAUUCCAAGAGAGUAUAUCCAAAUCAGCUCUGAGCCAAGAAUUUGAAGAUUUCUUUAGUGGUAAAAGUUUAUAUAUCCACUCAGAGAACAUCCCUGAUUAUUUAUUUGACUUCUUUGAACACUUACCUAAUUGUGCAAGUGCUCUGGAUUUCAUUAAAUUGGACUUCUAUGGGGGAACUACAGCUGCGCAGGACAACACCCCAGAUGACACAAGCAAGACCCACAUGGAAGAGUCCUCAAGAACCUACAUUCCCAACAAGGCUGUAUCUUUGUUCUUCAACUGGAAGCAGGAAUUCAAGACUCUGGAGGUCACCCUCCAGGAUUUCAGCAAGUUGCAUAAGAAAGACAUCAAAUACCUGGGAAAGAUAUGCAGCUCUGCCACAAACCUCAGGCUGAACAUUAAGAGAUGUGCCGGCCUUGCUGGAAGCUUCAGUUUGGUCCUCUGCACCUGUAAGAACAUCCAAUCCCUGGUGGUACAAGCCAGUCCCCUUACUGUAGAAGACGAGCAGGGCAUCACAUCUGUGGCCAACCUGAAAACCUUGAGUAUUCAUGACCUACAGACACAACGGCCACCAGGAGGCUUGACUGAAAACUUAGGUAAUUUGAAGAACCUUACAGAGCUCAUACUAGACAACAUUAAGAUGAAUGAGGAAGAUGCUAUAAAACUAGCUGAAGGUUUGACAAACCUGAAGAAGAUAUGCUUACUUUGUUUGAGCCACUUGUCUGACAUUGGGGAGGGAAUGGAUUACAUUGUAAAGUCUUUGUCAGCUCAGCCCUGCAGCCUUGAAGAAAUCCAAUUAGUCUCUUGCUGCCUUUCGGCAAAUGCCAUCAAGGCCCUAGCUCAGAAUCUUCACAAUUUGUCCAAAUUGAGUGUUCUUGGUUUAUCUGAAAAUCACCUGGAAAAGGAUGGAAAUGAAGCACUACAUGAACUGAUUGACAGGCUGAACGUUCUGGACCAGCUAAAGAUGCUGAUGCUGCCCUGGGGGAGUGAUGUGCAAGUUAGCCUGAAGAGCCUAUUGAAGCAACUGGAGGGUGCCCCACAGCUGGUCAAGCUUGGACUGAAAAACUGGAGACUCACAGAUGAAGAGAUUAGAAUUUUAGGUGCAUUUUUUGAAAAGAACCUCCUGAAAAACUUACAGCAGUUGGAUUUGGCAGGAAAUUGUGUGAGCAGUGAUGGAUGGCUUACCUUUAUGGGUGCAUUUGAGAACCUUAAGCAAUUAGUGUUUUUGGAUUUCAGCACUAGAACAUUUUUACCUGAUGCAGCACUGGUCAGAAAACUUAGUCAUGUGUUAUCCAAGUUAACUUUUUUGCAAGAAGUUAGGCUUGUUGGGUGGCAAUUUGAUGAUGAUGAUCUCAGUGUUCUAACAGGUAAUUUUAAACUAGUAACUGCUUAA
Molecule: messenger RNA, 3096 nt
Organism: Talpa occidentalis (Iberian mole)
Lineage: Eukaryota; Metazoa; Chordata; Mammalia; Eulipotyphla; Talpidae
Gene: NLRC4
Product: NLR family CARD domain containing 4
Exons: 7
Coding region: 1-3096 (1031 amino acids)
Biological process (GO): detection of bacterium; defense response to bacterium; regulation of apoptotic process
Source: RefSeq, a predicted model, not a curated record